Molecule: messenger RNA, 1302 nt
Organism: Leguminivora glycinivorella
Lineage: Eukaryota; Metazoa; Arthropoda; Insecta; Lepidoptera; Tortricidae
Exons: 2
Coding region: 967-1302 (111 amino acids)
Source: RefSeq, a predicted model, not a curated record
UGCAAUUCGAAGCGCAAUGGCGUUCCGCGCGCCAUCUAGCGAGGCUAGUUGUAACUACGACGUAUCGAGCGACAUCAUUGGUCGUGAUUCAGUAUUGGCUAAUAUAGCAGUGAGUGCUGCCUCUCGCGGCGAGAGUUGAAGUUUGGAGUUGACCUGUGAGCUUGUAAGAACAAGCACGGUAAAAAUGCGUUGAGAACGAUUUGUAUAAGUUUGCUGUUUUUGUAUCGCGACGCGCGUUAAAAUAGUGUCUAAGGUGUAACUCGUUGCAUUAAAAUAAGUGUUAGUUGAGCCCAGUGGUUUGAUUCAACGCCCAGAUACCAUCCCCUGGCCGAGGUAGCUUCGGGGACGGCGCCGGUCCUCGCUCUGGACCUUAAAAGAGCGUGGUGGUCCAGCCUAGGUGUGAGGGGCCGGAGACGACGCGUCGACGGCUACGAGCACCAUUUCUUCGGUGUACCAGACCGGCGGGUCCAGGACCUGGCCGUGUAGCGUACAUUUUGGUGGCCCAUGAGGGGAACGAGCGAUAUCAGCACGAUAUUGGAAGAUAACCCCCGAAUUGGGACAAGAUUCAGGACCGAAGCGGUCUACAAUCAGCAGAAUCGAGGAUUCGCGUCAUUCCAGCAUUUAGUGUUAAAUUCCGUGCGUUGGACGCUAAAUAACGAAGUGAAAAUCAAAACCGCAUGGGUUUUUAGGUUAUUAGUGUUGUGCCAAUUUCAUUGAACAGAUUACCGGUUAAGUUGCCAAGUUGGUAACAUUGAGUGACUAACUUCACAUCGAACAACUGUCAGCUGUCAGAAUCGGCCAUAGUGUAUAGACUCUAAGUUACGUCAAACUUCAAGUUGUUGACAUAUUAAACGUCAAAUUCAUUUACUUGCCGGAUCGAUAUUGUUAAUCGCUAUUAUAAUAUAGAAAACAAGUGUUACAAUUUAGAGUUAACUUUACUGUGAGAUAUUUGUGUUCAUAGCAAACAUGUCGCUAAAAGCCGCAAAGGUUCAAUUAAAGACCCGUUAUUUAAUGUUAACGGAUUAUGCUGGCACAAUUGUGGUACGACCAGGCACGAUCGCCGCGACCGUAGCAAGGAGGCAUUUCCGAGAAGCCUACAAAACGUAUGUUUCGGCAUACGAGUCAUUGGUGGCGAGUGAUUCGGAACUUGCAGAGGAGGAAAGACUACUGUACCAGCAGCAAUUUAGCGAGGUAAAUCGACUCCUCAUUCAAUUGGAUGAGGCAUCAGAGGAAGAGGAGUCCGGGAGGCCCUCAACCUCAAAACAUCAAGAAGUUGCCCCUGCGCGUAAAGACACUCUUUGA